CGUACUCGAAUCCAGUGUGAAAAGCUCAGCGGGCACGCCCACCACCCACGCGAGUGCUUAAAUCGAAAAAUUAUCCAAGAAAAGACCCCAAGAAAACCCCUAACAAAAUGAGCAAGUUCGCUUGGGUGACGCUGACGACAAAUGACACGUACUCGCUGGGUGCCUUGGUCCUGGCCCACUCACUGAAGAGGGCCAACACUGCCCACCAGCUGGCAGUUCUGGUCACGCCCACCGUCUCGCUGGCGAUGCGCGACCGCCUUAAGGAGGUCUAUAAUGUGGUCCAGGAGGUGAAUGUUUUGGACUCACAGGAUGCUGCCAAUCUGGCUCUCCUGGCCCGCCCCGAACUGGGCGUGACCUUCACAAAGUUGCACUGCUGGCGUCUGGUGCAGUUUGAGAAGUGCGUCUUCCUGGAUGCGGAUACACUGGUUUUGCAAAACUGCGAUGAGCUGUUUGAGCGCGAGGAACUGUCGGCUGCCCCGGAUGUCAGCUGGCCGGAUUGCUUCAACUCUGGCGUGUUUGUGUUCAAGCCCAGCGUGGAGACCUUUGGCCAGAUCACAGAGUUUGCCGUUAAGAAUGGCAGCUUCGAUGGCGGUGACCAGGGUCUGCUGAAUCAGUACUUUGCCGACUGGGCGACGGCGGACAUCAAGAAGCAUUUGCCAUUCGUUUACAAUGUUACGGCCUAUGCCUCCUACUGCUAUCUGCCCGCCUUCAAACAGUACAGAGAUAAGAUAAAGAUUUUGCAUUUCGCCGGCAAACUGAAACCUUGGCUGAUUCAGUUCAACUCGGAGACUAAGACCGCCAGCGUCUCCUCGGAAUAUGCCCAUGCCCAGGAUCUGAUCCAGCUGUGGUGGAACAUCUUCUGUGAUAAUGUGAUCCAGUCCCUGUCCACCGAUAUGUGGCUAUGCUUGAACCUAAUGCACUCGCAAAGCGAAUACGCGGCGGAUGAGCAACGCCAGCAGCAGCAACACGAGCUUGAGUACUACCAGCAGCAGCGUCUGCACCACCAGCUGUUGCAUGUGCGCCAGUUCCGCGAUCCUUGGGCAGAUUACUAUGAGAAUCUGGAGAAGGAGCAGCGGCAGGAGGAGCUAGAGCGCCAGCAGCUACAGGAACGGGAACGGGAGAGGGAGCAGGAGCAACAGCACAAUCACAGCCAGGACAAUGGGAAUGCAACAGCUAAUGAAUAUGCCACUGAGUGGCAUCAUGACGAUGCAUCCCACCCAUCACAGCCACAGCCACCCACCAGUCCUACUCCCCCACCUCCACCUCAGUCCUACAAUGCCACUGCCAAUGCCGAAGACUCGGCAUCCACAGAUGUGAAUAGCAAUGAGCUGCACAUUGCCCAUCUGCCAGAACACGACUCCUCAGCCUCAGACUCAGUCUCCACUGCCACGCCCACGCCCACGCCACAUCAUUCUGUGCAUAGUCAGACAGUAGAAAAUGCGACAAACCACCAACCAGAUCAUGAAGUUGCAGCCGAAACGCCGCCUGAGGUGGGUUUGGCUGGCGCCCUGUCACAGCUGCGCAUUGGUGAGCAGCGCACGCCGGAGCAGGAGGCCUACGAGAACCAGAUGCGUCGCCAGUGCUGGGAAUCCGGACAGAUUGACUACUCCGGUGCCGAUUCCUUUGAGAACAUCUGGAAGAAGAUCUCGCAGACGUUGGACAAGAAGAGCGAGCAGGACACCGAACAAACUGGUAGCUCUUAGAAUCAAAAAAGAAAAACUAAAAAAAAAAAAACAAAGCAAACCAGAACAAACCACAUGCAAAUCGUUCGUUAUUCGUCGUUUUGUUGACAUCUUUUUUUUUGUAAAACAACACAGCACACAGAGCACACACACUAAACACGCACACACAGACACCAGACACCUGAAAACAUAUCCUUUACCUGAGGCUGGCUCUGCUGUCAAAGUCAAGUACUUGCUCUAAUUGAAAUAAGGUUCCAAAUUCCCACGAGUGUCAUAAAUGCAAUUUUUAUUUGCCGCCACUUCAGCCUCCACCACACACAUGGCCCCAAAAUCUUGUUAAAAGAGAGGAGCAGCAGAAAAAAAAGCACAGAAAUUUUAAUUAAGUUUUCAAAUUAAACUUUUUUGCACUCGCACUGCUCUCGACAUACUUGAUGGGUGUGUGUGUGUGUGGGUGCGAGUGUGCGACACACUUGGCACAGUUGCCAGCCAGCCAGUAGUCCCCCCCUCUACACACACACACACACACUUGGCUUCGGCCACAAACUUUUACACUUCAUUGUAUUUUAAUUGAAAAUUUUUGUACUUUUGCCCUCUCUCCCUUGCUCGACUCUGUGUCGUGUGUGUUUACCGAUUUAUGGCGAUGACUUUUUAGCUCAUCUGCAUCGUAAAUCGGAAAUCAUUGUAGCAUACAACCCUCCUCUAUCCCCCAAGUGUACAUAUGUUUCCUUCGUCUGAAUAAAAACCAAACAAAGAGUGUGUAUAAAAUAACUCUAGAAAAAAAAAAACGAAGCGAAAAACAAAAUCAUUUAAAGAAUAAAAAAGUAAUUGUAUAAAAUAAAAAAAAACUAAAGUGUUGUAUGUGUGUUUUGAGUGAGUGUGUGUGUCACCCCCUUCGAAUCGACAGCAAAAAUGUUUGUUUGCUUGCCUGUUUUGUAAACUCUUUUUCUAUAACUUUAUACGUAUAAAACCAUUUAUGUUAUAGUUUAUCAAUUUUUUGCAAAAAUAUUGUCGUAAUAUUUAUUCGAGAACAAGGAACUAAAAAAGAAAAAAAAUCAAACAAAAAACCCACACAAACACAAACAAAUUUUCUAUUUACGAAACUCUGUU
This is a messenger RNA of Drosophila kikkawai, 2789 nucleotides long. RefSeq names its product glycogenin 1 (gene Gyg). Gene Ontology annotation, cellular component: cytoplasm. The record is from RefSeq and is a predicted model, not a curated record. Lineage: Eukaryota; Metazoa; Arthropoda; Insecta; Diptera; Drosophilidae. Gene Ontology annotation, molecular function: glycosyltransferase activity.